Molecule: messenger RNA, 1050 nt
Organism: Ilex paraguariensis (yerba mate)
Lineage: Eukaryota; Viridiplantae; Streptophyta; Magnoliopsida; Aquifoliales; Aquifoliaceae
Source: the annotation of a GenBank genome assembly
AUGGCAGCCAUUGUGUUGUUUCUGUUUUUGGUGGUGCAAUUGCCAAGAGGGUUCGCCUCUGGGUUCUUGAUACACUCAAAGGCUCGUGGAAAUUAUCGCAUCAGCUAUUCAAGUGAUUCUAGUCAUGAAUGGUUUUACAUAAAUGGGAAAUUGGUAGACAAAGAUUUGUUCUGUCAAGCCCUGAAAUUGCUUCAUGUGAAUCAUUGCUUAUAUACAGGAAAUGUCAUAUAUAAACGCUGUGGAUCGGAUCAUUCAUUAGAUGAGUUGGGUCUGGAGGCAGGAAGACGGUUUUUGCGGGAGGUGGUUAGAGAAGAAUAUACAGGACAUGGUUUUGGUCAGAGAAUCCAGGCGAGUAAAGAAAAAGAUGGUCACACAUCUCUCUUAACCCCAAAAAGGUUGGCCAUGGCUGUCCCUGGAAUUUUCGGUCUCUGUUGUUGUUUACUUUGCCCUUGCUUCCGCACCAGAAGGAAAGAAACUACCAAUGCUGUUCUUGCGAGGGACCCUAUUUCAAUGGAUUCAGUUUCCUCUUUGGAAAUCAACUCCGUUCCUGAAAAGAUUCCUGCCAGUCCAUUGCGAGUGCCACCUAGUCCCUCUCGAUUUUCCAUGUCACCACAACUUAAUAGAGUUGGAUCAGUUCAUCUCAAUAUGAAUCAGGUUACUAGAGCUACCCAAAAUUUCUCACCAUCACUGAAGUUAGGUGAAGGAGGGUUUGGAACUGUCUACAAGGCCCAGCUACAAGAUGGACAGGUUGUUGCCAUAAAACGAGCAAAGAAGGAACACUUUGAAGCUCUACGAACUGAAUUCAGAAGUGAGAUUGAACUUCUGGCAAAAAUUGAACAUCGAAAUCUAGUGAAGCUACUUGGCUAUAUUGAUAAAGGAAAUGAGCGCCUUCUCAUCACAGAGUAUGUACCAAAUGGUACUCUUAGAGAGCAUCUUGAUGGUCUGCGGGGCAAAAUCCUGGAUUUUAAACAACGACUGGAAAUCUGCAUUGAUGUUGCUCACGGCCUAACGUAUCUCCAUCUAUAUGCAGGUGAUGACACACUCUAUUAA